UCUUAUAAAUAUUCGAAAUUUACGAUAAAGUUAAUAAUUAAUUUUGAUCUCGGUGAAUUGGAAUUUUUGAAUUUAUUAUAUACGUCGUUAAUUAAAGAUCUUUGAAAAUGCCGGAUAUUCGUGUCAUAGUUGGUUUAGAUUUUGGAACCACUUAUUCGGGAUAUACUUAUUGUCAUCGCGAAGCCACUGAAGAUAUAAUGUAUACAACAAACGUAACUUGGCCUAACGCUGGCGAUAAUAUCAGCUAUAAAACCAAUACAGUAUUAAGAUAUGAUGAUAGUUUAAGAAAUGUCGAAUCGUGGGGGCAAUCCGCACUGUCUAAACCCCCGGAUCGAAGGGUUGCUGUGAAUAAACGAGAAAAAGUGUUAGAGUUGUUUAAAUUACAUUUAGGUAAUUUAAGCGAUGAGCUUAAAGAAAAAUAUAAACUUACUAUAAAUUAUAAAGUAGCAAUUACUGAUUAUCUUCGAGAAAUCGGUAAACAUAUAAAGGAUACUAUAAAGGAUGUUAGUGAUGAAGCUAGGUGGGAAAUCGAUUUUAUGGAAAAUGUGCUGCUAGUCCUUACUGUUCCUGCUGAAUAUACACAAAAAGAAAAAGCGACAAUGAGAAAGUGUGCAUUAGAUGCUGGAUUAAUUGACGAUUUAGAUUCUAAAAAAUUAGAAUUUACUACGGAACCUGAAGCUGCAGCAAUUUAUUGCAAGGAUAAUGUUCUUAAAGAACAUGAUUUGGCUACUAGUGGAACGAUUUUUAUGAUCGUCGAUUGUGGUGGUGGUACAGUAGAUUUGACGACACGAAAAUUAUUGAAUGAAAAUCAAUUGGGAGAAAUUACAGAAAGAGCGGGUGAUUAUUGCGGAAGUUCUUUUAUUGAUGGUGCAUUCCUUGAUCACUUAAGGACAAUACUCGAUAAUCAUCCCAUGGAUUUAUUGAAGGAAAAUUAUUAUGGACAAAUGCAGUAUAUGGUCCAAAAUUUUUGCCAAAAUGUUAAAUUUGAAUUUACGGGGGAAGAUUUAAACUUUAGCUAUGAAAUGGAUCUCAAUGAAGUAUCACCUGUUAUAUCACAGUACGUAAGCGACGAAGUGAGAAAAAGAAUGGAAGAGGCUGAAUGGUUAAUUAAACUUGAUUAUGAGACGAUCAAAUCAAUGUUUGAUCCAGUCGUUGAAAGAAUUUUACGAAUGAUUCGUGUUCAACUUGAAAAUUGUAAGGAGAAAGGUUCUAAAUGUUCUGCGAUGUUAUUAGUCGGAGGGUUCAGUCAAUCAGAAUAUUUACAAAAGAGAAUUAGAGACGAAUUUUCAGAUCACGAAUAUCACCGCGGUAUUAAUAUUUCUGUUCCUAUAAAUCCGGUCGCGGCUGUUUCUCGCGGCGCAGCAAUCUAUGGUGCUAGUUUUGCCAAUUCUGUUAAUGACAUGGAUGAUGAUGAAAUGGAUGGUCUAAUGUUUGUCAUAGAUUCACGUGUACUAAGACAUACUUAUGGGAUCAAAGUUUUAAACCCUGAAGAUUCUACUUUUCGUUUUCAUGCUAUGGCAAAUAAAGGAACCAUGGCUAACAUUAACGAAGAAUUUACCGCAAAUGUAAGACCUUCUUUUCCUUUUCAAAAACAGGGAGUAUUUGAAAUUUACUUCAUAGACAAAUACGAACACGAAGCUAAUCUUGGUGAUCCCAGAAUGAAAUUACUUGGGAGACUUAAAAUCGAUUGGCCAGACAAACAUCUCGGAAUAAAUAGACCCACUACUUUUAAAUUAGCAUUUGGUAAAAUGGAAAUUACGGCGAGGGCAAGUAAUGAUUUAAAUGGUCAAAAUUACCAUACUUCUUUUGAAACAGACAUAGAAGAUUGAUCAUUAUUAUUUUCCGCCGUCUAAAUAUUUUUUUCAUUUUGUUUGCUAAUAACUAUCGUUAAAAUUUUUUGCAUAUAUGACGUAAUUUUUACAACAUAUCAAUUGGUUUCUUUACAAAUCAUGUAAAAAAUGUGAAAUAAGGUGAAAUAUGACGAUGUGCAAUGUAAAAACUCUUUUUUUUAUCUUAUUAAAUAAAGAUAUUAUCUGAACUG
This is a messenger RNA of Rhizophagus irregularis DAOM 181602=DAOM 197198, 2041 nucleotides long. RefSeq lists its product as uncharacterized. Gene Ontology annotation, molecular function: ATP-dependent protein folding chaperone; ATP binding. Lineage: Eukaryota; Fungi; Glomeromycota; Glomeromycetes; Glomerales; Glomeraceae. The record is from RefSeq and is a predicted model, not a curated record.